Molecule: messenger RNA, 5390 nt
Organism: Gigantopelta aegis
Lineage: Eukaryota; Metazoa; Mollusca; Gastropoda; Neomphalida; Peltospiridae
Exons: 12
Coding region: 244-1659 (471 amino acids)
Source: RefSeq, a predicted model, not a curated record
UCCGGCGAAGCCAAAACCGAAGGGAAUUUUUGGCUAAAUGUGCAAGAAAUGUGUAUAAUAAUUACAUUUAUUCAACAUGUAACUCAACGUAUAUGUUAAAUGGUAGCAUGUGUGUUAUUCAAAUGUUAACAUGUCAAUUUUAAGGUUAAAUGACAACCUGGUAGAUCUGGAAUGAUAUUUGAAAUUAAAAAUUCAGUUUGAUUUUCGACAUUUGACGAUUUGUGAACAAAUUUUGUAACAAAAAUGUCCAGGGCAACAGUAACAAAGUCGAGGGCAGACAAGGGAAAACCCCCAGCAGCACAAACGCCAGUAAUUUCUCAUGAAAUUGUCCCAGGAAAAUUUAAUGAUCAUGACUGGAAUCUCAUGUUGGAUCAUGAUAACUCUGAAGAGUUCAUCAUUGAUAUGCUGGAUACAGUGGUGGAGAAUACGAUGAAUAUUAUUUAUGAAAACUACAUUGAAAAACAACUUUUACCUUUCACAAUCACACAAGCCAAAGAUGCCAUUUUGCAGAUUGUUGAGUGGCAGUUUCUAGCUCGAGAUGAUGGGGAACCAGAAGCAAUAUCUGAUCCGGGCUGGUUGCAGGAUGAAGAGCCUGACCCUGCCAUUACGGACUGCUGGGCUCAAGGGGCAGUGCCAAAAUCAUACAUUGCCCUCUCUACACAAACUAUCCAGGAAGAACCACAGGCUGAAGAGGAGGCUGUUGCUGAGCAGAAGAUAAGUGAUGAAGAAAUCACUACUGGAGAAGAAGAGGAACCAGAACUACCUGAUACGGUUUCAGAUACUAUGGAGGAGUUAGUGCCUCCUGAACCAGAACCUCCAGAAGAAGUCCCGGCCAAGCCUGAACAGGUGGUGGAAAAGAAGAAAAAGUUCAAGUUCAAGCCGUACCGCGGCAAAAUGAAGUCGGCUGGUGUGAGGAGAAUGUCGGAAUCCCUCGAGGAGUCUGAGAUGAAGUUGUACAUGGAGGCGAUAGAGGACGCCAUGCGCAGUUCUGUCGGGAACAGUAGUGACAGGCUCAAGAUGCCGGCCUCUUGUCAGUCUCUGCUCAAGGAAUCUGAAACAGGGUCUCAGGUCCAGGCAGGUCGCCCACCGGGCAACAAGGAGGUCGACUAUGAUGACAUGGGCAACGUGGUGUCUUGUGUGAAACUGUGUCCAGAGAAACUGCCAAACCACAGAGUGAAGGUGAAAUACCAGGUGAUAGACCCAUCUGUUGAGGCAGCCAAGGUGAGGCUGGAGGCAAUGAGGCAUGGCAAGUACAUUUCCUCAAGUACUCUACAAUUGUUGGGAUCCAAGUCCAAGAAGAGAAGUGAAUCUUCUGACGCAGCUUCAACAGCAAGAUCUACAAAAGUGACCAAGGCAUUCCAGCAGCCAACUAUAACAUCCUUACCACCACCAAUGAUUGAGGCAAUGGACAUUGCUCCUGGUGUCAUUGUGAAGGAGGGAAACAGAAUGAAAAAAGGUCCCGGCAGACAUGUUCAUCGUGUGGAUAUGCUUGAUGAACAUCAGAACAAGCUCCGCCCUGUGGGAUCGAAGAUUCAGACCUCCACCAUCGACGUCGCGGAUCUGCUCGACCGACAUACACCCAUACUGAGACCUCUUCAGGAAACGUCACCAUUACCUCCAAUAGUUCCACAUCCACCGAGACAGUCAAGAGUAUCGUGAAACUGGUCGUUCUAAAACACUUGAAAAAAUUGUGCCUAGCCUCCUUGUACAGGACUUUGUACAUAGAAUUGGUUUUUAAACAUCUUAAAUUGUUUAUUUAUUUAUCCAGUUUGCCAAUUUACAGUUUUUAUUUUCACACAGAUUUGUAUGUUGAAAAAAAAAAAUUAGGCCUAAAUGAUCAAAAUUAAAAGGAGUAUAUUAUAAGUACAGUGAAAUCUGUCUAAACUGGAUCACACUGGGGACAUAAUAUUUAUGCAAUGUAGACAGGAUCCAAUGUUUACCGGGUCGUGUUUUAGAAUUUGGCAAAUUUGGAACCAUGUAAAUUGGCUGGUUUUGACACGAUUCGAGUUUGUUUACGGUCCAGUUUGGACAGGUUUCACUGUAUAUCCUAAUGUUCACUUUCUGUGGAUCCACGUGUGCAUUUCACUGCUCCUUUCUGCCAAAAUAAUGAAGACGGCUUUAUUAACCUGUAAGGGUGGUCCACAAUACAAAAUUACAAAAAGUAUUAAUUAAACAGUCAGCCAUUGUGAAAAGUUACAUCCAUAAAAGCCUCAUUGAUGUGAACAACAUUUAAAAAAAAAAAAAAAAAUCUAAAUAUUCUGAUCAGACCAUCAAGACAGUAAAAAUAUGGAACUGGUCAACAACAACAAAAAAAUCUAUAAAAUUAAAGUACACCAAAAAGCAACAUAGCAUUGAACUAUUAAUAUAAUUUAUCACAUUUAAUUUAUUAAAAAAAUAAAAUAAUAAUUUAAAAAAUAAUAAUAAAGAAAUAAAAUUAUAAAUAAUAAUAAACAAAUUAUAAGACUUAAAAUCAUUGUCACAGAUGCCUCAAUAAAUAAUUUUACAAUUUUUCCAAAGGGUAGAUUGUGUUCGUUAGGAAAUACUAAAGGAUCCCCUCCCCUGCACCCCUAGUGAAAUCUGCAAAAAAUUAAGUGCAUUUGAAUACAUACAAAAACAUAAUGGACAUAUUUGCAUUGAAUAUUGUCAUUAUCACACCUUUUUUAAAAGUACAUGUAUACCAAAUUUGAAGCAUACAAAAAUACAGACUACAUAGCGUUUAUUUGAAGUUUUUGUAUUUGAAAACAAAUAUCAGUUUUAACUUAAGUUAUUUUUUUAUGUUUUCACAAUCAAAAUAAACUUGUUACUUCAAAGGAAAAAAUGUGUGUUUAAUUACUGUUUAUGUUUGGUUCAGGAUACAUGUCCUAUUAAAUUCUUAUUGUUUAUUUAUGUGGUUUUUUUUCAUGAGUAGCAACAAAAUAAAAUGGGAAGAAUUUACCAGAAUUUUAAUUUUUUUAAAUGGAUUUUGUUUGUCUUAGUUUUGAUAUAUUUCUUGAUGCAGAGAUAUGAUUUGGCCAUGAAAUAGUUUUGUCUUUACAGCAACUAAUUAUUUUAUAUCCUGCCAUACUAAGUUUAAUACUGUAAUUCUUUUGCUUUAAAAAAUGGGUCACAGUAACUUAACUGGAUAACACACUGACCUCUGAUGAUUAGGCCUGAAAAAAACAAUAUGUAUGUUUCUGAUUUCCCGACCUACCAUAAUUUUAUUUAGCGACCCCAAAGUUUUUUGCAGUCAGCGAAAUAGCUUCGGAACACCUCGACCAAUUACAGUUUUUCAGUUUGAGUUAAUUAAAAAAAAGAAGAAAAAAAGUUCCUACCUACCUACCCUAUUUUUUUUCAAGGAUGAAAUCUUAAACACACACACACACACAGAGAUAUAUAUAUAUAUAUUUAGGCCUUAUUAUAUCAAGCUUGAUGAUGCUACCAUAAACAAUAUUUAUUUUGGAUGGACAUUCCAGAUGUAUUGCACCAACUCCAGUCAUUUUCCAGCUUAAUAAAGAAUGGAAAUAUUUGCCAGACAAAAAUUCCAUGGGAGGACAUAUGGACAGUGCUCUGACAUAAUUUAUAAAUACUCACAUGAAAUUCUUAUAGAUGACCUGAGACUUCGACUUGAAAUUCAUAUAUAUUCAAAAUUUGGUUUCAGAUUUGGGAGUUUAGAGUUUUAAUUGGGCCACCCUGUAUAUUGGCAUCCAGUUAUCUCUAAAUAUAUUGUGGAAGGAGAGACUGAUGCAAGCAAAUAUGUUUUCCAUUGUAAUCCUUCUCAGCUGCAUGGACAUUGUAAAUUUGUAAAUAACUUCAGUUUAAUUUGAUGUAAGAAGAAAAGUAAAAGUGUUUUGAAAAUAUAAAAUAAACACUAUUUUUGUGUGCAGUUUAAAAAACAAUCGAUUGACAAAUACAUGAAAUUAUAGUACAUACCAUAGUAAGAAAACAAUGUUCAUUACUGGGAAGGACUAUAGGUGGUUUGGGCUUUAAAACUGUCACCACGAUUUAUUAAAAUUAUUAUUUACAUUUUAUUCACAAUUUUCAGUCAUUCAGCAUUAUAUUUCAAUAUACAUUGUAUAUUACACAUGUCUAUCACCAUUACAAAAAGGCCAAAAUAUUGCAUAUACAUCUACAAACAUAUUUAUUAUAUUGUAUUAUAUUGCAUACAGUUCUUACAUAUACACAGUAUAGUUAGUUUAUUUUAUAUACAUAGGUUAUCUUAAUACUCUUCUUAAUAUUCAAUGCAGUUUUACUGACUUCAUUCCUAUUGCAUUCAAUUAAUGUUAAUGUACUCUUAAUAUAGAAUAUUCAAAUCUGAUCGACAGUCGAUCAGUGAAUUAUUAUUCCUUUAUUAUUACAAAGGUCCUGCCAUUAUAUGAUUUACUCUAUUCUGAUUGGACAAUGUUGCUUAAAAACUUAAUGUUAUCCUUCGAUAAAUCUCAGAAAAUUAUGCCAUUGCAUCAAAUGCAACGUCAUUACGUGAAACUUGUUAUGGAAAGGGCUUAUGAAAUUGGUUUUUGCGUAUUUUUAACUAAAUAAAUUUGAGUUGUUUGCAAUUGUUAUAAGAAUUGUUUGCCCUUUUUUUGUGAAUUUAUCAAUGUAUAACAGUCUCAAAUUUAGUAUAAAAUUGCUUCGCUAUGCAAUUUUAUACAAUUUGUAGCUGUUGUACAUCAAUAAAUUAAAAAACAAAUUACAUUUAAUUCUUACAUAACUGGUCUUCAUAAUCCUGCAUGUUGAAAAAUGCCAUGCAGUAUGAGACAUAACCAUGGGGAGAGGUAUUUAUAUAGGCCAACCACCUGUUUGCCAAUCCAUUUCAUUUAUUGAAUAAAUGUAGUUUUUUUAAUAAGCAUCGGGUUUCCUCUAAGACCGUCAGAAAUAUCAAAUGUUUGACAUUCAGUAGCUGAUGAUAAUACAUCAGUUUGCUCUAGUGGUGUCAUUAAACAAUACAAACUUUAACCUUAUUUUCAGUGGGGCUUCUCAACCCCGACACUGUCAAGCAUAUCUGGGGAUAAUGCACCUCCCCCCCCUCAAAAAAAAAAAAAACCCCCAACAAACUUUAACUUUAUUGAAUGUAAUGCGACAAGAGCCAGUCAGAUUGCAAAACAAAUGUACUGAUAGCUGUCAUGUGCCAAGAGUUUGUUGGUACAGGCAAGGUAGUGCAGGGCACACAUUAAGUCAAUAUCACACUUUAUACGUCUGUUUGGACUACAGGCAAGGGUAAGAAUUAAAAUCGGAGUGGUGGUAUUAAGGUAUGGAUAAUUUCCACAUUACAUAAUAUAUUAUAAACACCUGUAAAAGGAAGGGAAAUGUUCUUAUGUUUGAUUAUUAUAUGGUCAUGUUUUCUAUUGUUAUCACCCCAUACAUUAUACUACAUGUAUACACAUAAAGGGAAAAUAAAACGACAAUAAAAAGUA